This is a messenger RNA of Athalia rosae (coleseed sawfly), 3274 nucleotides long. RefSeq names its product sodium-independent sulfate anion transporter-like. The transcript has 15 exons. The record is from RefSeq and is a predicted model, not a curated record. Gene Ontology annotation, cellular component: membrane. Gene Ontology annotation, biological process: transmembrane transport. Gene Ontology annotation, molecular function: sulfate transmembrane transporter activity. NCBI's taxonomy places the organism in Eukaryota, Metazoa, Arthropoda, Insecta, Hymenoptera, Athaliidae. The coding region runs from base 984 to 3026 and encodes 680 amino acids.
UAUGGCGAUGCUCUCGAGAAUAGCGAUCAGGGGUACCGAUAUCAACGAACUUCCCAAUUCGCUCACCGUCUCGCCGAAGUUGUACGUCCGAUUGUUGUAACAUAUGGAGAACGGCGGUAACCCGAAGGGCGGAAGACCCUCGGCGAUCGUCCCGAUUGUAUUAUUGUACGAACAUCGCGUGCUGAAUAAACUUGAACUUCUAAUGAACUAUAGUCCAGCUGAUGAUGACGGAUGACGUGUGCUGGACGAAACGGAAAAGGAAAAUGAAAAAAGGAGAAGAUAAGCGACGAGAAAAACGAACUUCGAAGAAGAAAAGAUUCAAGUAUUUACGGAAAAAAAAAAAAAAAAAACAGAGUCGAAGCCGAACGAUUCGUUUGAGGAUAUGAUGAAUGGAUACUCACUCGUAACCAACACCUGAAGUGAACCGCAGUCACUGGAAUUUUCUCUUUCCGAUGAUGACAUUCUCUCACUAGGUAGAAAUGUUUCACGUUCGCAUGCGCAUCCAACAAGGCGCCGUGGCUUAGUUGGUUAAAGCGCCUGUCUAGUAAACAGGAGAUCGGGGGUUCGAAUCCCCCCGGGGCCUGAUCGUAUCGGAUGUUCGGAAUUUCAAUUAAUCAAUUAAUCUACGUGAAGAUAUUCUUCUUGUAUACACACAAUCGAUGAACACGCAUCAGGUUUACGGACAAAAGUUUGGUCGCGUUACAUCACAUGAUCGGAACUGAGAGGAUUUUCGAGCGUGUUGCAAAUUUUAAUCACACCGGCGAUGGAUAAUUCGAGCCGAUGAUUUCGAUCGGCGCGAGUUCGAUUAUAAAUUUUCGUUAUUUCCCUUUGUAAUCUUACGUGUUUUUGUAUUUUUUUUUGUAUUUUUUCUUUUUUUACUUCAUUCGUCGCUCCGCGUAACAACGAAUUUAUCAAUUUGCUCCUCCAUUCGUUUGAAAUUAUACGAUUAUUUUUUUUUUGUAAAUCGCCAAUCGCUCGCCGACAUGACAAAGUACAACUUGAACGAGGAAGAAGCAUCCGCGGCAGUGGCCGCCGGGGAUCGUCAAAUCAACAAGGACGUUAGAUUGACCGGUUUUAAACCGACGGAUAAUAUCGUUGGAGGAAUUUUUGACGAGCCUCGAACGACGUUCGAUAUGUCAAACAGACUUGGGGGGAUCAACGUCGAAACGGAAACGAACAAAGUCACUAUUUCCGAAAUAUCUGCACCGCCAAACGAUCCGGAACGAGGACUCGACUGUUCUUCCGGUCCAAAAUGGGUUUUGCGAAGAGCGAGGAGGUCGUGCACAAAAAAAAUACUCUACAGAAGGAUACCGGUUUUCGAUUGGCUUCCGAGAUACAACAAAGAAUUUGCCAUUUCCGAUUUAGUCGCCGGUAUCACCGUCGGUCUUACGGUGAUACCGCAAGCGAUUGCGUACGCCAGCGUCGCCGGCCUCCCUACACAGUACGGUCUUUAUUCCUCGUUCAUGGCGUGUUUCGUCUACACGAUAUUGGGACCGUCCAAGGACGUUCCGGUCGGCCCGACCGCCAUAGCGGCGAUCCUGACCAAAGAAACGCUGCAAAGAUCAAAUUUGGGAGCCGAAUUCGCGGUCGCUCUGACCUUCGUGUCCGGCUGCGUCACCUUGAUGAUGGGACUAUUGCAGUUGGGAUUUUUAAUAGAUUUUAUCUCCGGUCCCGUUUCGGUCGGAUUUACGUCAGCGGCGGCAAUAAUCAUAGCUACUUCGCAAGUCAAGGAUAUUCUGGGACUGAAUUUUAACGCUUUGAAAUUCCUGGAUUCUUGGAAAGCCAUUUUCGAACACAUCGGCGAGACCAGACUGUGGGACGCUGUACUCGGAGUCACCUGUAUGGCCGUCCUCCUCGUUCUCAGGAAACUCAAGGACAUACGGGUGACCUCCAAAGACGCCAAAGAACCGACGCCCGUCCAGAAGGUCGUUAUAAAUUGCCUCUGGUUUAUGUCAACGGCGCGAAAUAUAUUCGUCGUAAUAAUUUGCGGCGUCGGUUGUUACCUGUUGGAACAUCAUUUGGGCAGUUCCCCCGUAGUAUUGUCGGGGUACGUGAAGCCGGGACUACCGAAAUUUCAACCUCCGCCCGUCAACGCCGUCGUAGGCAACGAAACGUACAAUUUCGGCGAGAUGGUUUCCGCUCUGGGAUCCGGAUGUUUCGUUGUACCGUUAAUCAGUCUUCUGGAAACGAUCGCCAUCUCGAAAGUAUUUUCGGACGGAAAACCCAUAGAUGCAACGCAGGAGAUGCUGGCUUUGGGCGCGUGCAACAUCCUCUCAUCCUUCGUGUCUUCAAUUCCGGUUAGCGGAGGUCUCAGUCGAGGUGCGGUGAACAACGCGUCCGGUGUAAAAACUACCAUGGGUGGCGUAUACACCGGUCUAAUGGUGCUCAUUUCUCUGCAAUUUUUCACGCCUUAUUUCACCUAUAUACCAAAAGCUGCUUUGGCGGCGGUAAUAAUAGCCGCGGUCGUCUUCAUGGUCGAAUUUCACGUCAUCAAACCGAUGUGGCGAACCAAGAAAAUGGACCUCAUACCCGCCAUCACGACUUUCCUUUGCUGUUUAUUCAUCAGAUUGGAAUUGGGCAUCGUUAUCGGGAUCGGUGUCAAUCUUCUGUUCCUUCUCUACGCCUCUGCCAGACCGACUCUGCACGUUCACAAAGCUGUGAGCACCAGCGGAUACGAGUACCUCGUAAUCACCCCCGACAGAAGCCUCGUCUUUCCUAGCGUUGAAUAUGUAAGAGCUGUUAUCAGCAAACAGGGAUUACGACAAGGAAAUGCCGUUCCUGUUGUCAUUGACUCAACGCACAUACAAGCAGCUGACUUUACCGCUGCCAAGGGUAUCAAAAGCCUAGUCGAGGACUUUGCUGGACGUGGACAACCGCUAUUGUUCCACAACUUGAAACCGAGCAUAGUUGAAAUAUUCCGUGGCGUUAGACCCUCGGAACUUAAAUGUAGCGCGAGUGAAACUGAACUAAACGAUUACCUCAAAGAAUAUUCCAAUCCGUCCACAACUUCCCCUGCAAGACACUGAAACGGAGGAACCCGAUAUUACGGCUUUGGCGAGAUGCCAAGUUCAGUAUCAGUAUUAAUAUAGUUACCAACUUAUUGUAAUAACGCUAUACAUAUGAGUAGAUGUAUGAAAGAAAAUGAGAAAAACAAUCCAGAGGUACAACCGCAGGGAGAAUCAAUCUUGCUACUAUUUUUACGGCAAAAAUAUAUAUUUAUUUUGAUUUUGAGCGUAUCACAUCGAGAGACUAAUAAAAUAGAACACAAGAUUAA